GCUCUUGUUUUUCCUGGUCAAGGCUCAGUUGAUUUUAAGCUUAUCAAUGAGCUUCUUGAAUUUGAUUCCAAAAGAGAGAACUUGAUUCGACCAUUGUUAAAUCAAGCUGAUGAGAUUUUGAAUGACAAAAAUUUCUCUUUGAAUAUUUUAAAUAAUGAUGAAAAUUCUCAGCAAUUUUUUCGGAGAACUUCGAAUGCUCAACCUGCUAUUUUUCUAUCAUCAAUUAUUAUUGAUUUAUUUUUAAAAAAUUAUUACCAUUUUAAUAUAGCUGAUGCUGUUGAUUAUUUUGUUGGACACUCUGUUGGUGAAUAUAUUUCACUAUAUUUCAAUCAAAUUUUAGAUAUGGAAAACUCUUUGAAAUUAGUUCAAAAACGAGGCAAAUUGAUGGAAGACAUUAUAAAAAAUCAAUAUGAUGAGAAUAUAGAAUUUAAAAUGUAUUCAUUGAUAAUUAAUCCCAAAAUUUUUAUAACUGUUUAUAAGUUUUUGGAUCAUUAUCAAUCAAAUGAACAGGUUCCGAUUAACGAGAGAAUAUAUAUUUCCAAUAUCAAUUCAUUUGCUCAAAUUGUGAUAGUUGGACCAUCAAAGUUGCUUCCAUCAUUUUUGAAUGAGCUACGUUCAAAUUUAAAAUUGAGUAAAAGUGGGUUUAGACCAUUUGAAGUGCCUGUAACUAUUCCAUUUCACUCCCCUUAUUUGAAAAAUGUUGACGUUGAGUUG
Ascoidea rubescens DSM 1968 is the source of this 714-nucleotide messenger RNA. Its product is annotated as FabD/lysophospholipase-like protein. Lineage: Eukaryota; Fungi; Ascomycota; Saccharomycetes; Ascoideales; Ascoideaceae. The record is from RefSeq and is a predicted model, not a curated record. Gene Ontology annotation, molecular function: [acyl-carrier-protein] S-malonyltransferase activity. The transcript has a single exon. The annotation marks the transcript as partial. Gene Ontology annotation, cellular component: mitochondrion. Gene Ontology annotation, biological process: fatty acid biosynthetic process.